AUGGAGUAUAAAGCUUACUGGGCAAUCAAACAACUCAACAUGGAUGCUAAGUUAGCCGGUGAGAAGCGGCUACUACAGUUGGGUGAGCUAGAUGAGUUUCGAUUGCAAGCCUAUGAUAGUGCCCGUAUCUACAAAGAAAAGACUAAGCGAUGGCACGAUAGUCACAUUCUUCAUAUGGAGUUCGCGGUGGGCGACAAGGUUCUGUUGUUCAAUUCUAGACUUAAGUUGUUUCAUGGAAAACUAAAGUCUAGAUGGUAUGGGUCGUUCACCGUGACUAUGGUAAGCAAGUUUAGGUCAGUCAAAGUAGAAAACAUCAAUGGUGAUCGAUUCAAAGUCAAUGGACAACGUCUGAAGUUGUACCAUGAAGGGGCUACUGUUGGAGUGGUUGAGGUUCGUCACCUCAAUCCUUCCACCCAAUGA
This is a messenger RNA of Spinacia oleracea (spinach), 420 nucleotides long. RefSeq lists its product as uncharacterized. The transcript has a single exon. Bases 1 to 420 code for a protein of 139 amino acids. NCBI's taxonomy places the organism in Eukaryota, Viridiplantae, Streptophyta, Magnoliopsida, Caryophyllales, Amaranthaceae. The record is from RefSeq and is a predicted model, not a curated record.